AUGAAGAGAUACCAGCAACACACCCACGCAAGCUGGCACCGCGCCUACACAGGCAAAUUCGAUUGCCCCUGGUGCCAAAACACUCACCGGCCAGAGAGCACAACACCCCAGAGCCCGAACCACAACACCCGUAAACCCGCACAGGCACAGGGCUCAGACAAUGGCAGGUCCAGCAGAGCGAAUGCGACUCCGACACCUGUCGGACAACGGAUAGCUCCCGAGAGCCCUGAGAGCUCUCAGAGCUCCGCCGUUCCUGUUGAAGAGCAGGCUGCUGGCACACCGCCCGAACCGCAGACUCCAGAGUCGGCUCCAGAGUCGGCUCCGGACGCGAACGACGAAGAGACACCAGAGCCGGAACCCGAGUCAAAUUACACGCCGUACAAUAUGGGACGGACCUCGAGGCACGGGAAUAACGCGUCGCGUCCGCCGCUUCCCGAGGAGUGGACGAAGGAGGUUGAGGAUCAGGAACACGGGUAG
Molecule: messenger RNA, 477 nt
Organism: Penicillium psychrosexuale
Lineage: Eukaryota; Fungi; Ascomycota; Eurotiomycetes; Eurotiales; Aspergillaceae
Exons: 1
Coding region: 1-477 (158 amino acids)
Source: RefSeq, a predicted model, not a curated record